This is a messenger RNA of Malania oleifera, 1170 nucleotides long. RefSeq names its product E3 ubiquitin-protein ligase RMA3-like. Gene Ontology annotation, cellular component: endoplasmic reticulum. Gene Ontology annotation, molecular function: ubiquitin-like protein conjugating enzyme binding; metal ion binding; ubiquitin protein ligase activity. NCBI's taxonomy places the organism in Eukaryota, Viridiplantae, Streptophyta, Magnoliopsida, Santalales, Ximeniaceae. Gene Ontology annotation, biological process: ubiquitin-dependent protein catabolic process. The transcript has a single exon. The coding region runs from base 333 to 1091 and encodes 252 amino acids. The record is from RefSeq and is a predicted model, not a curated record.
UCCCCAUUGUUCGCCACGAAGCCAUGUGUCCAGUAAUUCUGACCUUUCUGUGAAGUGUUAACUAAACCCCGGCUUUUCAGCCUUCUUUUAUCCUGAGCUGAGCUGGAAAGCUCAUGGACUUUUGCACGAUUCCACAUAUGCAAAGAAGCAAGCCUAUGCAACCAACCUUAUCUCUUUGUUCGAUCAGUGAUCUUUAUUGUUUUGUACUCUCUUUCAGCAUGCACACUCUGGCCUUUCCAAAUUUCAAUCUCUCUGUGUAUAAUAUAUAUGAUUAGAAGAUCAAGAUCCACUUUUGUAUACACAGACAGCCUUAGUCACAAGCCCAUCUGCCCAUGGCACGAUUCGACUUGGGUGAUGCUGCUUCUCUCAAGCAGAAAUGGAAGAACAUCGUCUCAGCUGGUUCAACCACUGCUGCAGAAAAUCCUAAUGGUUGCUUUGAUUGUAACAUUUGUUUAGACUCAGCCCACGACCCGGUGGUCACCCUCUGCGGCCAUCUCUUCUGCUGGCCCUGCAUUUACAACUGGAUCCAUUUCCAAACCUCUCCGGCGCUGGCCGCAGACCAUAAGCAGAAAUGCCCGGUUUGUAAGGCCGAUGUCUCCCCAGCUACAGUAGUUCCUCUCUAUGGGAGCGGCUCGCCCUCCUUCCCCUCCGAACCCAAAAGGCCCAACCUCAGCGGUGUGGCUGUCCCUCGCAGACCAGCAGCCUGUGGAUUGCAUAACCUGAUUACUGCUGCAGCAUCAUCCCCCCCGAACCCGCAUCGUAGUCCGCGCGUUCUUCACGAUCCUCAUCCUCAUCACGGAGGUUAUGCCGCAGCAUCGGCCGAUCUCCGCGACGUGACGUCGCCGAUCGUUUUUGGUCCAAUGGUUGGGAUCUUAGGGAAGAUGGUGUAUAGCAGCAUGUUUGGGAGCUCGGACACAAGCUUGUUUAGUUACCCUCAUAAUCAUCAGAAUUCUUAUGCUCAUCUGAUGGGUGGGAGAAGACGUAGUGGUCAUAGAAUUCUGAGAACGCAGGAAAUGCAAGCUGACAUGUCUCUUAACAGAAUUUCAUUCUUUCUUUUCUGUUGCUUUCUGCUUUGCCUUCUCUUGUUUUGACAAUAAACUCUUUUUUUCCGCUCCCUUGUAUAUAUAGUUGUGCAAAUUAUGAAGAAUUAUGACAUAUACUUUUACCCCA